Molecule: messenger RNA, 4966 nt
Organism: Lymnaea stagnalis (great pond snail)
Lineage: Eukaryota; Metazoa; Mollusca; Gastropoda; Lymnaeidae
Source: the annotation of a GenBank genome assembly
CGAUAGAGACUGUUAGAGAUGUUCUGCAGCGAAUGAACAUGCACAAAUUUACUGUAAGUCACUCAUUCCAUUAUUGUGACUGGGUGCUCGACUAUGAGUUUUACAGUGACAGUUUUUGCACAUUGUUAAAAUCAUUUGUUUCAUUCAAUUUUUUUAUUAACUACAUCAAUAUUACACGUUUUUUUGAUUAAAAGAAUUCUGCAAUUCAUCAUAAUGUGCCAGGUCACUGUGAAAAGAGGAAAAAAUGUUUAAAAAUCAAUAUUAAAUCUCUUGUGUCAGAUACAAAAAAUUCUCAGUACCUCUUAAUGAAUACCUAAAGGUAGGACACAACUUUGUAAUGCAUGUCAUAUAAAUGUUUUGCCACAAGUCAUGCUGAUGUUGGCUUUCUUCAUUUCAGGUCUGUUAUGGUUCCCCUGAAACAAGCCCAGUUUCCUUCCAGUCCACUGGUUUAUGUUCAGUGGAAAAAAGAGUGUCCACUGUGGGCAAAGUCUUGGACCACCUCGAGGAAAGAAAUAUUCUUAAACCAUUUCACCCAGACCCUUAGAAAUUUUUAGCCAAAGGGGAAGAACUCACUUUUUUGUAAACAUGUUAAGAAAAUUAUAUUUUAAACAAUGCAACAUAAUUAAAUUACAUCCUAAAAAAUAUUGCUGUUGAGAGAUUUCUGGGUAAAGCUCAUUUCCUGUCAUUCCAUUGUGAAUAUUUGGAUCAAUUCAGUAACAUGUCAAAGCAACAAGCUACAAUCUUUAUUAAAGCUGAUAGGUUCUGAUGCAAUGCUUAACACACUGAGAAAGUGGACUGGCAAUAUUUCAUGACCUGGGACUUUUGUCACAUGUGUGUAGUUCUGGCAGAUUAAUCUCAGGUUCAUUUCUAAAGAGCUAUUCCUUAGCUUUACUGUUCAAACAAACAUUCGAUUGCUAUUUCAUUUGUUCUGAAGAGAUUGGAUUUACAUGCGUUUUUCUCUCUUCCUUCCUACUAAAGUUAAUGAAAAGAUGAUAAGUGACCAUGAACUUCCGGGUUAAAGGUCAGCCCCGGAAGUGUUUGGCAAUUUAUUUUCAUUGACGUGAUCUCUUAAUCUCUUCCCAACAGGCAAAGAUCAUCGACUCAGAAGGCCGAGUGGUUCCUGUGGGCUCAUCUGGUGAACUGUGUACGAGAGGAUCAAGUACAAUGUUGGGAUACUGAGUUGACCAAGAAAAAACGAAGCAAGCCAUAACCCCUGAUGAAUGGUAUCACACUGGGUAAGGUUGGAAUUAUAGCACAAGGGGGAGAUGGUGGUAUGAUAUCACAGUGGGUAAGGUUGGAAUUAUAGCACAUGGGGGAGAUGGUGGUAUGAUAUCACAGUGGGUAAGGUUGGAAUUAUAGCUCAUGGGGGAGAUGGUGGUAUGAUAUCACACUGGGUAAGGUUGGAAUUAUAGCUCAUGGGGGAGAUGGUGGUAUGACAUCACACUGGGUAAGGUUGUUACUAUAGCAAAUGAAGGAGAUGGUGGUAUGACAUCACACUGGGUAAGGUUGGAAUUAUAGCACAUGGGGGAGAUGGUGGUAUGAUAUCACACUGGGUAAGGUUGGAAUUAUAGCUCAUGGGGGAGAUGGUGGUAUGACAUCACACUGGGUAAGGUUGUUACUAUAGCAAAUGAAGGAGAUGGUGGUAUGACAUCACACUGGGUAAGGUUGGAAUUAUAGCAAAUGAAGGAGAUGAUGACAUGAUAUCACACUGGGUAAGGUUGGAAUUAUAGCAAAUGAAGGAGAUUGUGGUAUGAUAUCACAGUGGGUAAGGUGGGAAUUAUAGCACAUGAGGGUUAUGAUGGCAUGAUAUCACAGUGGGUAAUGUUUGAAUUAUCGCAAAUGGGGGGAGAUGGUGGUAUGAUAUCACACUGGGUAAGGCUUCAAUUAUGGCUCAUGUGGGUUACGAUGACAUACAGAGGCUCUUAUUUAUCUUAAAAGUGAUAUAAAUUGAUUAUUUUUUGUAAGUGAUUACUUAAAUUUGUUAAAAUCUAAAAUAUUGAUGAGUUAUGUCAGAAACAUAUCAGAAGAAACUUCAUGAUUUGCAAUGUAGAGCAUGCAUGGAAAUCAUAAUUACAGUCUCAAAGAUAAUAUUUUUUUUUUUUUUUAAAGUGACCUGGCUGUCAUGACAGAAGAAGGCUACUGCAGCAUUGUUGGAAGAAUAAAAGACAUGCUCAUUCAGGGUGGAGAAAACAUCUACCCUCUGGAAAUUGAACAAAUUCUCUACCAGCACCCUAAGAUAAAAGAUGUGCAGGUUAGUCACAACAAUGUCUCUUGAGAUAAGCCAUGUUAAGUAUUGGUGAGUUCAAGUCUUGUCAUCUUACAUUUAUAGUUCAAUAAUUUUUUAUGCAAGUAAUAAGUUAAUCAACAGGACUUACAAUUAGUCCAAAACUUUUUUUUUUCCAUGGAAAAAUAAGAGAAAGUUUAUUAUUUGAACUGAACAUUAAAAAAACAAACUUUUGUGCUUGUCUGAGUUGAUUUUUUUAUUUUUCAAUACAUUGGUUUUCCAACAAUACCACCUCAAGUCCUAUUCAGUGAACAGCAGUGCUAUGUAAGGAAAUGAAGUUGUCGAUUUUUUUUCUACUCUAACUCAAAGAAGAUAAUAAUAUAUUUUUUUGAAAGGUUAAAUACUGAAACUCUAUGGCGUAUGGUUAGUUUUUUUUUAUUAAUCAUAAUUUGAAUGUUCUAAUAAAAACAUUUUUUAAAAAAAUAUAUUGAGUCUCAGAUGCAGUGUUUUUGAACAGGUGAUUGGUGUCCCAGACAAAAGACUAGGUGAGCAGGUCUGUGCCUGGAUUGUGGUCAAAUCUGGGAUGAUGUUAACAGACAAAGAUGUCAAAGAAUUUUGUAAAGAUAAGGUGAGGUGAAAAUUUAUUGUUUUUAAAGCCAUACCUUGUCCAACCUAUCUACAAAAAGAAUGAAAUGGAUAUGCCAGCCAAAUUUCUCUUAUGAACCAAUGAAAUGGAUAUCCCAGCCCAAAGCUCUUAUUAACUCAAUGAAAUGGAUAUCCCAGCCCAAAGGCUCUUAUGAACCAAAUGAAAAUCUGAACUCGUAAUCCAACCCUCUUGAACCCCAUUCCCAGAUGGACCUCAAUCACUGGCAGACACCUGGCUAUCCCAGGAACACCAGAGAUAGCUUCCUCAAAAUGCGGUUGGAUUCCACUUAAAAAUGGUCCCUAAUUCAAGUUAUUGCAGCCGUCCCCUUUUUACCAGUAAUUCUGCAGUUGCUGGUUUUUUUACACAGAUUCCUCAUCAAAGAGAUGAAAAUGAUAGCAAAGACUUAAUUUUAUAUUAUUUUAAAGAAUUAAAUAUUAUUUAAAAAAUGAAAACUAAAUUCUACAGCCCCGAAAGCUUUUUUUAAAAAAAAAAUGGAAUAACUCUUGCAGUUCUGAAAUUAGUUUUAAUAUUACUAUGUAUGUUCUAUGUUAAAAUAAUUAUUAACAGAUGUAUAUAAAUAAUUUUUGUUGGUCUUCAUUGCUUGUUGGUCUUCGUUGCUUGUUGUGUCUAGUUUCUGGCCACUGUGCAUAUAAGUUACUGAAAGACUGUCAGUGUCAGUGGCUUAUCAAAGUUAAUGAACUGAUGAUAUUUCGUAUUCGUCUUGUACAGUGAAAAUGUGAGAUUAAGAGAUCAACUGUACAAGAAGAGAAAAAAAUGUGUUUAUGAUCUUUUAAAAGGAGAUCUACCUGAUUAACUAACCCUAAUGGGAAUUUCACAAUGGAAAGAAUAAAUAUAUAGUUCUUGAAAUGUUACCUCUGUUAUUUUAAAAUUCUGUUUCAGAUGGCCAAGUUUAAAAUUCCUCACUACAUUUUGUUUGUUGAGGAUUUCCCAAAGACAGUUACUGGGAAGAUACAAAAAUGUGUCAUGAGAGAGGAGAGUAUUAAACUGCUUGGGCUUGAAUGUCAAUAAAUUCAUUUCUAAAUAUUUAAAUCAGAUAUAUUUGACACAUACUUAACCGGAGUUGCAAUUUUUUACCAUGCCAAAAUGAGCUGAUUUAUUUAUUGAAAAGGUGUGAAAGAUAUUUUUGUUUUAAAUUAGAACACUGCUGUCAACUGACCUGUGUAAAAUAAAUUCAAACCCUCCAAUAAUUGUGUUGGAAUGGAACAAACUUUAAGAAUUUAUUCAUUCAAGGUCUACAAAGCUAAAACAUGAGCAGGACUCUUGUCUCAAAUAAUUAAAUUAUAAUUAAAGUAUGUCCUAUUUAAUUUUAAAACUAAAUUUUUUUUAUUAAUCCCUUUUGUAUAAGGGAUACAUUUUUAUAUGACAUUUUGUAGCAUUAAAAAUGCCAGCAGAAUUUGAAAUAUAUAUUACUUUAUCUUCACAAAGAUAACUUGAAACAUAUUUAGUUGAUUUUUGCACACACCAUAUGAUUAAACAACUAAAUAACUAUUUGAAAUCAGGAUAAUUAAUCUGAGUUAUAUAUGGUAUAUCUAGAAAUGUCUUUGAUAUAUUUCAGUUCAAAUGCCUUAUUCUACAUGUAUUCCAUUGAAUAAAACAAAAGUUAUUAUUUGGCCUAUUCUGCAAUAGCUCUAAACUUAUUUUUUUUUUUAAAAAUAAAUUUUGGAAUUUUCUCACAUUACAGAUGUGAAGUGUUUAAAAUGUGCUGUAUAUUUUAAGUAAGAUUUGAACCUUAGAGUUUUUUAUGCUAAUAUCUAUUGUGAUACUGAAAUUUAGAGAAUAUCAGUUUUUGUAUACUUCAAUAUAUAUAUAAAACUUUAUAAAAUUAUACAUUUGUUGCAUGUUAAAUUGCUCAACAUUUACUUAUUGCCUAAAAGUUAAUUUUCUCUUUACAUUUGCUGAAUAAUGUCAUUACCGGUAUUGUAUUAUCUUUGUUAUAUUGUGCCUUAUACUGGACUCCAUGUUGAUGUUAUUCUGUAAUAAAACCCUGUGCACAUUCUUAAAAAAAGAAUAUCUUUUCCCCAAGUUAUUUAUUACCUCUGAAUAUUAAAAGAAAAACGGCAGUGGGAUGGGGCAUA